Messenger RNA from Xenopus laevis (African clawed frog), 5623 nucleotides. RefSeq names its product lysine-specific demethylase 4B (gene kdm4b.L). The record is from RefSeq and is a predicted model, not a curated record. Lineage: Eukaryota; Metazoa; Chordata; Amphibia; Anura; Pipidae. The coding region runs from base 1480 to 4554 and encodes 1024 amino acids. The transcript has 23 exons.
GCCACGUCGUCUCGUCUCACUGUAUAUUCGUAUACUGUUGAGAUUACAAUAAAGUUAACUUUGACUUGACAGUCUGCACAACUAUAGCCACUCUAACCUGCCAGCCUGGAGUAGAAUUAAAACCGCAUUUUAAGAAUGAGCUGGUGAAAAAUAAUUUAUGUUAGAAACGAAAUCAUCAACGUGCCCACAUUAAAAGUAAAAACUUUUAAAACGUAGUUUACAAAAAAAGGCUAAGAAACAGCCCUGUGUGUGAUUUUGUCAAAGAAAAGAUUUGUGUGCUUCGUCUGUCUGUUCCAUUCAUGUUCAUUUGUAUUUGUACAGUCAGGCAGCUGAGGCAGAUAACUUCUUUGCUGCAGCCACCGCGAAAACGUUUGGCGCUCGCAGGCUGCUCCUUGGACAAUGUGUUACCUUUAGUAAUGCAGUGCUCUGCAUGCGCUUGUACCUUUAAAUUUCGAGCCCCCAACGCACGCACGUAAGGACCGUGCAAGCGUUGCAAUCUUUGUUUUUUUUGUUCUGUCUGUUUCUGCCAGCGACAGCCUUAGAGCCCCGCCUCGAUCAGACGCACGCAGCUACGCAGAUGGCCCUGGAUGAGAGGACGCCACAGAUAGCAGAACCCAGAGAAGUUGCCCCAACAAAGAAAGCUGGAGAAAUGAAUACCCGAGCAAGGCUGGGAUCCAGCAGGCGUGCUGUGAGCUAGAAAGCUGUGGUUGGCGCAGAGAAGAAAAUGGCUGCUAGUUUAAAGAAAGUGAACAAAAAGGUGAAUGUUUUGCCAAAGGAGGAUGAGGUGGAAGAGGUGUUUGUGGAGAGUGAGGAGGAAGGAAAGCUGGAUGAGGUCCCUGCGUCAAGUUUGUCUGGGUUUUUGGCGUGUGAGCCCCCUGUGCAACAUGUUGCAGAACUACAACUCUCUGCAUCUGGAGCUUCAGCAAAGGUUUGCAAAUCCCAAGCUACUUGUGUCCCAGAGAGCAAUCCCCCAAGGAACAAGCAAGUCCCCCAUAGCUAUGGAGGGGGAAAGUCCUGUGGCCAGCGCAGACUGGAGCCCCUGGUCUGGUACUUGCAUCAGUCAGGGAGCAGAGGGGAGCGGUGCUUUGCUGGGGGAAAAGGAAGGUACAAGCGGCUGUACUGACACACAAGCAGCUGCUGCUAUGGACAGUGACCCCCAGUUGAGAGAGAAAGCAGGUACCAUCUGCACUGCUAUAAUGGAGGCCGGCCAUGUGCUUGGGAAGGAGGACGCCAUUUUGGAAGCAGAGACAAGCACAGCAAAGGGGAAGCUCCGCCCACCCAGCGAGAACUGCAAGAGAGAGGAAAGAAAAGUGGAAGUGAAACCCUCCCCACAAAUGGCACCGACGGCUGCUGCACCAGUGGGAGGAAUGGAGGCAAGCAUGGACUGUGGUUCCCUGGCAGAAAAUGUGGCUUUACAGGUGCUGGAACCGGACUGAGCAGUGUUUUGUUUAAGCUCCGGACUUUCAUUAUUUUAUUACCAUGGCAUCAGAGGGCACACAACAAAAUCCCAGCUGUAAGAUCAUGACCUUCAGACCCACCUUAGAAGAGUUCCAAGAUUUUGGAAAGUAUAUGGCUUAUAUUGAAUCUCAUGGUGCACACCGAGCUGGCUUAGCUAAGGUGAUACCACCAAAACAGUGGCGCCCUCGACGUACAUAUGAUGAUUUGGAUGAAAUGGUAAUACCAGCUCCCAUUCAGCAAGUAGUAACUGGGCAAUCUGGCCUUUUUACUCAGUACAACAUCCAGAAGAAACCUAUGACAGUGGGAGAGUAUCGGAGACUUGCUAACAGCGACAAAUACUGCACACCACGACAUCAAGACUUCGAUGAUUUGGAACGUAAAUAUUGGAAGAAUUUGACUUUUGUUUCUCCCAUAUAUGGAGCAGAUAUAAGUGGCUCUCUUUAUGACAAUGACAUCAACCUUUGGAACAUAGCAGGAUUGAAUACCUUACUGGAUAUGGUGGAACAUGAGUGUGGAAUUAUAAUUGAAGGGGUCAACACUCCGUACCUGUAUUUUGGCAUGUGGAAAACAACAUUUGCCUGGCAUACUGAAGAUAUGGAUCUGUACAGCAUUAACUACCUGCACUUUGGAGAGCCCAAAUCCUGGUAUGCUGUCCCUCCUGAACAUGGCAAGAGGCUGGAGCGUCUGGCAAAAGGCUUCUUCCCUGGCAGUUCUCAAGGUUGUGAUGCAUUUCUUCGGCAUAAAAUGACUUUGAUUUCACCAUCUAUCCUGAAGAAAUAUGGUAUUCCGUUUGAUCGAAUUACGCAGGAGGCUGGUGAGUUCAUGAUCACAUUCCCUUAUGGAUACCAUGCAGGAUUUAACCAUGGAUUCAACUGUGCAGAGUCCACAAAUUUUGCCACUUUGCGCUGGAUUGAUUAUGGAAAAAUGGCUACACAGUGCACAUGUCGAAAGGACAUGGUGAAGAUAUCUAUGGAUGUAUUUGUAAAGUUUCUGCAGCCAGAUCGCUUUGAAGCGUGGAAGCAGGGGAAAGACAUUACUAUCCUGGACCACUUAAAACCUACUGAGCUCAGUAGUCCUGAACUAGAGGCAUGGAGGGAAAGAAGGAGCCAGUUAAAGGACAAAACAGACCACAGACCUUACAGGAAACGCACCCAACCACGGAGACACAAGACCCAAGACCAAAAACUACUUCAGAAAGUGCUAGGGUGUAACUUAAUGCUAGGGAAUCAAGAUGUUGAAGUCAAGAAUUGUGAAGAAGAGGAAGACUUCAGCAAGAAAUAUGAGGGCCACUUAGUUGAUAUGAAGCAUAAUCUUUGUGAAACAAAACCAAAGAAUGAGAAACGUAGAAAAAAAGACAGAGUGGAGAAGAGCUCAGGAAUCCUGCCAUUAACAGCAGGUCUGCUACUAAAUCCCCCAGAACUUGACAGAGUUACUUCUUUUAUCAGUGGGCCACCAGACUUUUCUGACGAGAUUGAAUUUAAACCUCAUCCCAUCAUCCCAACACUUUAUGUUGUGCCUCAAGACAAGAAGGUUGUGUUUGACAAGGCACAGAUGUCCUGCCAAGAAGCUUUUGAACAGUUUGCCAGACAAGGCACCCAUUCGGGGAAAGCAGCAGAGCCCAAAGGCAAAUCAAAGGAGGCUCAAGCUCCUGUCCUUUUUCCAAAGAUGGAGAUUAAGAAGAGCUGGCGUCAUCCCCUGGGCAGACCUCCUGCUCGGUCACUCAUGUCUAUAGUGAAGCAGGAAAUGUCAAGCGAUGAUGAUUCAACUCCAUUUUCUGGUGAGGAAGAUGUUAGUGAUCAUGAAGCUCUUCGUACUCUUCUUUCACACUUGUGGAAAAACAAGCCUCACAAUUUCUUGGCAGAAAGAAAAUUCAAUGCUGCAGCUGCUCUUAUUGAGCCAUAUUGUGCUGUGUGCUCCAUUUUUUUCCCAUAUCACAAGGAGUCUGCUUGUCUGUCUCAAUCUAUUAUCCCAUCCUCAAAAAAAGGACAGAAAACAAAGGCACUUAUUCCUGAAAUGUGCUUCUCUGCCAGUGGUGGCAGUGGUGACCCUUUGCCAGUUAGCACAUACAAUGCAGAAGAUGGAACAAGCAUUCUGAUCUCCUGUGCAAAGUGCUGCCUACAAGUUCAUGCCAGUUGUUAUGGAGUCAACCCAGAUCUGCUUGUUGAAAACUGGACUUGUUCCCGGUGUACAACCUGUGCCUGGAAUGCAGAAUGCUGUCUGUGUAACUUACGUGGAGGAGCUCUUCAUAUCACUACUGACAAAAGAUGGGUUCAUGUUGUGUGUGCUGUUGUGGUCCCUGAGGCUCGCUUCAAAAAUCCAGUUGAGCGCCAACCUGUUGAUGUCAGUACUAUUCCUGAACAAAGAUGCAAACUGAAGUGUAUAUACUGUCGGCGGAAAAUCCGGAAGGAGGGUGGAGCCUGUGUUCAGUGCUCGGUUGAUCGAUGUUCCACUUCUUUCCAUGUCACUUGUGCAUAUACAGCUGGUAUCACCAUGGAGCCCGAUGACUGGCCAUACAUUGUAUCAAUCACUUGCUUCAAACACAGGGCAAGCAACCAUAGUUAUUCAUUCUCUCGGGAAGUGAGUAUUGGCCAGUCUGUUAUUAGUCGGAAUCGAAAUGGUCUGUACUACCGAUGUCAAGUGAUUGGAUCGGCCACUCAAAUAUUCUAUGAGAUCAACUUUGAUGAUGGCUCAUACAGUGAUAAUGUGUAUCCUGAAAGCAUUACAAGCAUGGAUUGCCUUCAAGAUGGCCCCCCAACAGAGGGCCAGAUGGUGGAACUAAGAUGGACAGAUGGAAAUACAUACAAAGCAAGGUUCAUCUCUGCUAAUGUCAGCCAUGUUUAUCAGGUAGAAUUUGAUGAUUAUUCACAGUUAAUGGUAAAACGCAGUGAGAUCUUUACUUUAGAGGAAACACUUCCUAAACGAGUCAGAUGCCGCUUGUCUCUCAGCACUGGUGCUUCCUUGGAAGAUCUAUCAGAGGACCAAAAGUCAUGUAAACGCCCACGAGUCGCAAGUCCCAGCAACCUAGAGCAAGAGUCAAAGAGCCAUGAGAUUGUCGGUCCAAAUCAUCCACUAACACAAAGCCAGUAUCCCAAGUGAUGGUUUAUACUGACUACACAAGCAGAAAUAUUUUGGAAACAUAGUAUCAUCUACAGAUAUCAGACCAGCAUGGCAGACAGGAGUAUCUAAACCACAGGGAUGUGAAGGAAAUAAUGCUGAAUGCUACCCUGUCAAUGCGUAUACAAUCCUCCUUGCUAUAGCAGCCUUUCAAUAAACGUUUAUAGAAAAAAAAAUCUUAAGGGAAAAAUAAUCUGGUUUUAUACAUUUCUGGCUUUAAAUAAAACUCAAGCCAUUUUGUAAACUUGCAUACCAGGAGGAGACAGAGUAGCCAGCAUUUUAUUUAUUAUUUUUAUAAAAAUAUAUUUUUAUUUGUAAAUUACACAAAACUGUUCUUUGUGGUGAUAUGAAAGAAAAUCUUAUAUACCUGGAGAACUUGCUGUUUGUUAAUUUGUUUGUACACCUUAUACCACCACAACCUAACUUCUCCUUUCACUAUUCUUCUGUUGUCCUUCUUGCUUCCUUCUCUUUCUCCCUUCUAUUUGUAUGGUUUACAUUUUUGCAUGUAAUCCACAAACACAUAUGGAACAGACCAGUAUGCUCAACCAGAAAAAAAUGUUUUUCAUAAUCCCUGCUAUAUUGUGGUUCACAAAUUUGUGUAUACACUGAGCAUACAAAUCAGUUGACAAUUUCACAAAUUUUCAAUUACCCUAUGCUGCUCCUAGGUUUAUAUUAUUUUUGUAAUACUGGUGAUUGUUUGGAUGGAAUGGAAUAUUUUGGAUAUAGGAAUUGGGGUGGGGGUGGGAUACGUUACAGGUACUGGUCUGUCUCUGCAUGUGUUCAGACUGUGGUUUACCUGUUGUCGAUUUGACAGACUUGUGUUUACUAGUAUUAUAUUGUGAAUUGUAAGGAAUUGCUUUCUGGAGCUUUCAAGCAUAUAGCAUGUUUUGUAUUUCCAUGCAGUAAAGGGGACAAAAUUAUGGAAAAUUGUUCUUUCUAAAUCUGUCAGUUUGUCUCUUUUCAUGCACUGUUAUGAUUUGUUCCUAUAAGUAAAACCUUGUGAUGUAUUUUUCUGCCCUUAUAAAUUAAAGUUGAAUAUUAGAGCCUCCCA